AUGCCGGCCCUGCGGCGCGGCCGGACAGGGAGCAGGAUCAUCGUGACUGGCAGCGACAAGCACGUCGUGGACCUCGGCACGACGGAGCCAAUCAUCCUGCGGCCGCUGCCACCGGAGGAGUACUGGUUCUUCUUCAAGGCGCACGCGUUCGGCGGCGCGGACGACGCCGAGGCGGACCCACGGCUGGCGGCGGAGGGACAGGCCAUCGCCAGGAGGCUGCGCCUGCGCUGCUCCUUCAUCGGCGACAAGGCCGUGGGCGCGCUGCUGAGGUCCCGCCCGGACCACAGGCUGUGGCGCCGGGUGCUGGCCGCCAGCCACGCCGAGUCCUCGUGGUUCGCCAAUGGCGACUACUCCGUAUGUAGCCGCCACGGCCGGCAGCCUCCUCCCUCCGCACGUGACGUGCAGAACCAUUCAGAAACUUUGACCCGCUUCUCCAUUUCAGAGAAGAACCGUUCUGAGUCUGAAGUUAACGAUAUUUUGACAAAAGCAGGAUGGCUGCUGCUUGACUAUUUCACUGAUUGA
Molecule: messenger RNA, 522 nt
Organism: Miscanthus lutarioriparius
Lineage: Eukaryota; Viridiplantae; Streptophyta; Magnoliopsida; Poales; Poaceae
Source: the annotation of a GenBank genome assembly